This is a messenger RNA of Pomacea canaliculata, 3866 nucleotides long. RefSeq lists its product as uncharacterized. The coding region runs from base 480 to 1583 and encodes 367 amino acids. The transcript has 4 exons. The record is from RefSeq and is a predicted model, not a curated record. Lineage: Eukaryota; Metazoa; Mollusca; Gastropoda; Architaenioglossa; Ampullariidae.
GUUUUCUGUUUUUGCGAAAGUGCUAAAAUUAAACCAUUUGAAUUGUAGACAUCGGUUUCAAGUAUUUUCUGUAAGGAGAAGGUACCGCUGUCAUCAUGUUGUCCCUGCCUGAGUCUGUGAAGAACUCGAACUCCACCUGAGGGCGAGAUCGCCAUAGACAGGUGCUUGGCUGACGCUGUAUAACUCGCGAACUGAGCUCUGCGCUGCGUCGUGCUGUGACUGUCGAGGACCACUCAGAACCUGUUCCGUCUACACGCCACGAAGAACAAGUACUUCCGGUCCCAGAAGGGUUUGCGCCGCUGCCCUUGGGUGGUCAAGCCUACAUUGUUUUAUUCUCACAGACAGAUCGAGUCUUUGAGUCAGUCACACCGCUUGUCACCAGGUCUGAUAUCGAGCCAGGAGUUCGCGGCAACGACUUGUUGCUGUGUGUCUGUUGACAAUCACUUCGUCAUCGGCAGCGUCUUUCAUCUUCGCCGCUGAUGGAAAUCGUGAAAAGAAACUCGACACAGCUUUCACCCGAUCAGGAUUUGCACUCCGUGACCCUGAGGACUAGUCGCACGUCAUGUCGUCAGGUGCAUGUGUACUCGCCGUCCACCUUGUCUCACCUGGCGAGAUGCUCCCCCGAGCGUCUGAACCCCAGCCGCUUCUCCGACCCCCUGCACCGCGCCACCCUCCUGCGCCGGUCACUCGCCCUGACGCUGCCCCAGCGCAUGCCCAAAGCGUACUCGUGGUACCUCGACAACAGGUUUCCAUGGAAACGGGAGCACUCCAGGCCCUUGUUCGAGGACGUACCCUGCUCUUUGUUCGGCAGUCGGGGCAGCGGGCACACCUACCUGAGGCGCGUGCCCCCCAUCUACCUCAUCCCCUCGCAUGACGACCUGCAGGACAGAGGGGCGAGGCGGGAGGAAGUGUGCCUGCCGGACGGAUGGGCUGACCGCAGCAGUGACGCUUCAGGACGCUGGAGGUUGUGGGGGACGAGGUCGGACAGGACUCCGAGUCCCGACAGACUCAGUCCUUACACCGGCAGUCUGCGAUCACGGCGAAGCCUCAGCCCUGGUUUCAGUCACAGGUUCAGUCCUGUCUUUGGAGACAAGCUGCCUCCACUGAGAAGUGAUCUGCCUCCCAGUGGACUUUCCCCGAGAUCCUCACACUUGCUGCAGCUGUCUCCUAGUGGACUUUCCCCGCGAUCGUCUCGCGUCCUUCAGUGGAUCAACCGGAACUAUCCCUCCUCCACCUCCUGCACUCACUCGGGUACCCGUGCAAGCCCUAGCUCUACCAUCAGCAUCAACAGCAAGGACGACGACACGAGCAUCGGCUCGCAGACUGACGACGACUUUGUGUUCGUGUCGUGCAGUCAGCUGGUGCAGGGUCUGGCCAACCUCAGCAUUCUCUCGCACCCAGACUCGCCGCCCGCGCGCCAACAGGAAGUGUCUGGCACCCACGACCGUAAACCCCAGAGGCCCGUCUUUACCUCCAUCGUGACCACACAGCCAGCGCGGACGACGAUAUCUCGUCUGAGCUGUGUAGUGAGGACGAUGUUCUCAGCGACGACGUGUUUCUUGACGAGAUCCCAAAGUCAGUGACCCGUCCGUGUGACGACGCUGACGUGAAGUCCCGGCCUGAAGGUCAGGGGUCAGGUGCUGGGCGUGACGAGGGCAAAGCGGAUGACGAGAGCGACUGUCCGGAGGUCUGCAGUGCCUUAGCGGUAGAAGCCCUUCGCAGGAACAGCCUGCAGGGAAAGUGGCGCCGUCUGUGGCGGAACCGCAGGGUCAGGGCUGCAGAGAAACGGCAGAAACCCGGGUCUGCAAAAGCUGCACAAGACGACACAACCCUCCCCAGCUCUCAGAAUUCCCCGCAGGGUGGAAAGGGGGAUAACUCUUCUGGUUCUCGCUCCAGUCUCGCCCUCGGUGCGCUCCCUCUCGCCAAGCCGCGCGACAGUUCCCUUUCCCUCCUCGCCAGACGUCGCCCCUUGCAGUCCACAGACAGAGAAUCAGAGGACGAGCGAGGCUAUCAUUACGUCAUUUCCCCCACCGAUGACAUCAGCAUGCCGGAAGUGAUUGCUGGUGCGCAAGAGCAGCGUGGAGCUGCUCAAGUGGCAGAACUCUCUUCGCCGCAGACGGCGCCGCCAGGCCAAGCGCCACGACCUCAGUCGCAGCAAGGCGCGUGCGCCGGUCACGACCCCAGACUGUCACGACCUUGUCACGUCUACGUUGUAGAACGAUGACCCCGUUGCUGAGGUCAUUGCGGCUGUUGUUUCACACAAAACUCGCGGCUAUCAACCGUUUUGGCUCAAUGUAACUUUUUAUGUAAGUGGAUGCUAAGAAAAAGUGGACAGUCUAGUCACUAUAACUUUCAAUACGUGUAUGUGUGCAACAACAACAACAACAAUCAGCCCAAAACAAGUAGUUCUGUGGAUAUUGGUCAGAACGCCCUCAGCUGGGACUUUGUAAAUAGUAAUUAAACCUGUAAACAUUGCGGACCAUCAUUCUUACUCACAUUGUUUAAUUUAAACUGUAGCAUCAUUCUGAUCGCAGUAACCAAUUAUAACUGCCAAGCGGCGUUUUUAAAAUUCAAGUGUGUAUUUUAACAUCUUCCAUUUUAGGAAGAGAAAUAAUUAUUUUAAUGUAAUAUGAUGAAAGAAUGGAAUCGCUUUUUCUUUUAACUGUCAUUGUUGGGACCUUUCUGACGUAGAGGUGAAGACCGUUUGCAAAAUGGCUUCGUGAGUGAAUGUUUUCUAGUAAUAUUUAAUAGCGACAAUAUUUAUAAUUAUGUUUGUUUUUAUCACUUAAACCAUUCAUAACUCUUAUUAUAACGAUUGGUAAAGCUCCAGCCAGUGAAAAGAUCGAUCUUGUUAAAACAUCGAUGGCAGAUCACCUGAAGGGACGGAAGACAUCUUGUGUGGACGUCUUGUACAUGUCCUCCAGCAGCAGGUGGCGGUGAGACCUUAGAUGUUGUGACCGGGUCACCGACCUCAUGUCAGAGCGGCCUAGCCUCGCUCAGUCAGAAUGUUUUAAAGCAUCUCAAGGGAAGAAACAUUUUAUAUCAACUUUCAAUCGUCACAGCUGUAAUGGAGCUCAUCACUUUGAAAAAAACGUGUGCUCUGUGUUCUGAAAAGUUUGAUUGUGUCUGUGGCAGGUCAGGACAGAUUGUUUGUAAAUAAUGUAUACUGUAUGGGGACGGCUUGGCUGUGGUGUACAUGCAUGUUUGUGUAGGUGUAUUGCACAUCCCCAAUGCUCUCCUGUCCCAUGUGAACUGUUGACACUGUGAGCCAGGGCUCAGGUGCAGACAUGGAUGGUUCCCACGGGACCUCGACAAUGCUUUCUGUUUCGGAUGACUCCUUCAGCCUGUUCCUCCAUGCAGAUCUCUCCCGAAAGAUUAUAUCACUGCUUUCCAUGCUUUAAGCUCAUUUAAAAUUCACAAGAUCUCGUGGAUUUUAUUUUAUUUUACUUUAUUUUAUUUUAUUUUUCAAACGGGCAUUUACAAUCCUGCAGGCUAUAAGAAAUGUAUUAUUUAAAGAUUCGUUAUGACUUUAAGAACCUUCCAGGCCCCGCGCUGUCUUCCUAUUCACUGGUAAUCCAUUAUUGAUAUUCUUUUGUGGCGACUGAAAUAUUCCACGUGAAUAAAGUAAACAAACAUUGAUGCUUGUUGUGCUUGUGUUCAGACGUUGUGCUAUGGAGAAGGCCGUUAAGGCUGUUACCAGGGAAACGUGCCGAAGCGUCAAACGAAAGUUGUCCCGAGUUUAAUAAGAUGUGCAAAAUACAUAAUCUGCCAGAACCAAACAAGACCAAUGAAAAUUAAAGUUUAGCAGUAGCGUAUAAUAAGAUAAUAAAUUACUGUGAGAUAAUAAAUUACUGUAUUGGUGAAGA